Molecule: messenger RNA, 419 nt
Organism: Lacerta agilis (Sand lizard)
Lineage: Eukaryota; Metazoa; Chordata; Lepidosauria; Squamata; Lacertidae
Gene: TMEM141
Product: transmembrane protein 141
Exons: 1
Coding region: 19-411 (130 amino acids)
Source: RefSeq, a predicted model, not a curated record
GGUCCAUCUGCAGCAGAGAUGGUGAACGUGGGGUUGUCUCGCGUGGACGAAGCGGUGGCAGCCAAGCACCCGGGGCUACAAGAAUAUACUGCCUGCCAGUCUUAUGCAUUCAUGAAGGGCAUGGGAACAUUCAUUACAGUCUCCGGGAUGGCUUUUGCUCUUCAAAAAUUCAUCCGGAAAAUUCACUACCCGCUCCAGUGGAACAUCCUGCUCUCCUUUGUUGCAGGUUCAGUUGCAAGCUAUACAGUGACUCGAUGGGAGACACAGAGGUGUUCUGACUUAUGGAUCUUUCUGGAGAGCAAACAACCCAGUGUCCCAGAUGUAGCCAAAGAGAAAGUGCCCCACUUGGACCCCCAGAAGGAGACAGAGGCCAGUGCAAAAAGGAACAAGUAUGGAGAUGUCAUGGACUAGCCUGAAAA